This is a messenger RNA of Suncus etruscus (white-toothed pygmy shrew), 2643 nucleotides long. RefSeq names its product SMG9 nonsense mediated mRNA decay factor (gene SMG9). The record is from RefSeq and is a predicted model, not a curated record. NCBI's taxonomy places the organism in Eukaryota, Metazoa, Chordata, Mammalia, Eulipotyphla, Soricidae. The transcript is spliced from 14 exons. Bases 283 to 1845 code for a protein of 520 amino acids. Gene Ontology annotation, biological process: nuclear-transcribed mRNA catabolic process, nonsense-mediated decay.
CGCAGAGCCGGCGGCCUGCGGCGCGCGAUCUUAGGCCGGAUCUCGCGAGAUCUCCUUCUCGCGUCUUCCUUCCAGCCGGCUUUUCUUGUGGGCCGCUUCCGGGAGGCUACGACCCGUUCCUGAGUAGCCGGUACCUGCUUUCCCCCUUAUCUCCCUGCUCCCAAUACCCUGAACCCCAUUUCUAGGCUGGUGGCCUGAGGAGGAAACCUCCCCGCACCCACAUUUUUUUACGGACCGCGCGCGCUGCGCCCAGGAGCCAAUCAGACGCCGCCUUAGGCCACCAUGUCUGAGUCUGGGCACAGUCAGCCAGGGCUCUGCGGCAUAGAGCGGCGGCGCCGGUGGAAGGAGCCAGGCCCUGGGGGCCCCCAGAAUCUCUCUGGACCUGGUGGUCGGGAACGGGACUACAUCGCGCCGUGGGAGAGAGAGAGGCGGGAUGGCAGUGAAGAGACCAACACGGCCGUCAUACAGAAGACCCCCAUCAUCCUCUCUAAGCCUCCAGCCGAGCGGUCGAAGCAGCCAGCACCUGCGGCCACCCCCGCUGCCCCACCGGCUCCAGCCCCGCUGGAGAAACCUAUCGUUCUUAUGAAGCCCCGGGAGGAAGGGAAGGGGCCUACAGCCUCGUCCACUGCCUCAACCCCCGAGGGCACCACACCGCCACCCCCUGCAACGCCGGCUCCCCCCAAGGGAGAGAAGGAAGGACAGAGGCCCACGCAGCCUGUGUACCAGAUCCAGAACCGGGGCAUGGGCACCGCGGCCCCAGCAGCCAUGGACCCUGUCGUGGGCCAGGCCAAACUGCUGCCUCCAGAGCGCAUGAAACACAGCAUCAAGCUGGUGGAUGAUCAGAUGAACUGGUGCGACAGUGCCAUCGAGUAUCUGCUGGACCAGACUGAUGUGUUGGUGGUUGGUGUCCUCGGCCUGCAAGGGACAGGCAAGUCAAUGGUGAUGUCACUGUUGUCAGCCAACACUCCUGAGGAGGACCAGAGGGCAUAUGUUUUCCGGGCACAGAGUGCCGAGAUGAAGGAAAGAGGGGGCAACCAGACCAGUGGCAUAGACUUUUUUAUUACCCAGGAGCGGAUCGUGUUUCUGGACACGCAGCCCAUCCUGAGCCCGUCCAUCUUGGACCAUCUCAUCAACAACGACCGCAAACUACCUCCUGAGUACAACCUCCCCCACACCUACGUGGAGAUGCAGUCCCUCCAGAUCGCCGCCUUCCUCUUCACUGUCUGCCAUGUGGUGAUUGUUGUCCAGGACUGGUUUACUGACCUGAGUCUGUACAGGUUCCUGCAGACAGCUGAGAUGGUAAAGCCGUCCACGCCGUCCCCCAGCCAUGAGUCGAGCAGUUCGUCAGGCUCCGAGGAGGGCACCGAGUACUACCCUCACCUGGUCUUCCUGCAGAACAAGGCGCGCCGAGAGGACUUCUGUCCCCGCAAGCUGCGGCAGAUGCACCUCAUGAUCGACCAGCUCAUGGCCCACUCGCACCUGCGCUACAAGGGGACCCUGUCCAUGCUGCAGUGCGACAUCUUUCCUGGGCUGCCAGCCGACUUCCUGGACUCAGAAGUCAACCUGUUCCUAGUGCCCUUCAUGGACAGCGAGGCAGAGAGCGAGACCCCACCGAGGGCAGGUCCUGGCUCCAGCCCGCUCUUCUCCCUGCUCCCUGGGUACAGGGGCCACCCCAGCUUCCAGUCGUUGGUGAGCAAACUCCGGAGCCAGGUGAUGUCCAUGGCCCGACCGCAGCUCUCACACACCAUCCUCACCGAGAAGAACUGGUUCCACUACGCCGCCCGGAUCUGGGACGGGGUGAAAAAGUCCUCAGCCCUGGCCGAGUACAGUCGCCUGCUAGCCUGAGCCCAGGGCGCUGUCGUGCAAGGCAUUGGGGUUCCCAGUGGUCGGCAGGAGAAUGGCCCGGCCCAAUGGAUGAGGACCUGGGCUGUGCUGGUCACUGGGUCCCAGCCCUCUCUCGAUGGAGUGUUGUUCAGGGGUGACACUGAAAUCUCAGACUUGGGAGCAGCCCCUCAGGGUUCCCCAGCUAGGCCAGUUUGGAGGAGCCUGGAUGGUCCCCAGUGUGACCUCCCCAUUGGGGUCCAGGGUUGGGGAUCAUCAACUAUGUCCGAAUCACAGACUUGCACCGGCCUGCCGGUCCCUCCCCGAACUGCGUCUCUCUCAGUACUCCUGGGCCCUCAGAUGGUCUCUCUGAGGAGGCGGCCUUGGGUUGUUUUUCCAGGGAGACCUCAGGGCUCUGAUCUGAUCUGGAGGUAUAGGGUGAAUGCAGUGACUUGUCUCUUUUCCCUAUGAAUGCUGGUGCCCUCAGGGAGGCACCCGCCAAGACUAUGGGUUCACCAGGCAGCUCUGUGCUGCUGAGGCCCGUGAAGCCCAGAGCGGGGUCCCUGGCAUUUCCCCAUGUACUUCAGUGCGACGUGAGAUCCCUGUGUUCCUUAGCCAGAUGUGUCCCCACUGCCCUACAGCAAAAAGUGGCCAGUGUGUGCAGCCCUUGUCACCACAGGAGUCAAGAAAUGACUGAGUUAAAUGUCCUGGGGUGUCACAGAAUCAGGCUCAACCCAGCUCGUGUCUUACUAUCCCGAGACGGUGCCUGCUGUGGGUUCAGUACUGUCUUCCCGGCUCCUGGGUACUGCUGAGCACUACAGG